This is a messenger RNA of Phytophthora sojae, 324 nucleotides long. RefSeq lists its product as hypothetical. The transcript has a single exon. Bases 1 to 324 code for a protein of 107 amino acids. Gene Ontology annotation, molecular function: protein binding. The record is from RefSeq and is a predicted model, not a curated record. Lineage: Eukaryota; Oomycota; Peronosporomycetes; Peronosporales; Peronosporaceae.
AUGUGGGCCGCUCAAAACGGACGCCUCGGCAUCGUGUAUUGCCUUGUUGAGCGAUGUGGCAUCGACGUGAAUGACAGGAACAAUGACGGGAAUACAGCGCGGAUCGAGGCCGUCUACUACGUCCACAAGGAUAUUGCACAGUUUAUUACGAAGCAAUGCGGCGCUGACGUGAACGUCAAGAACAGUAGCGGCUACACAGCGCUCAUGUGGGCGGCUACAUACGGCCGAGUCGACGUUGUAGAGUGCCUUGCGGGUGAAUGCGGUGCUGAUGCGCAGGAAAGCUACUGGUGGAACUACUGCGUUGAUGCAGGCAGCUCAAAAUGA